Messenger RNA from Piliocolobus tephrosceles (Ugandan red Colobus), 590 nucleotides. Its product is annotated as DNA topoisomerase 3-alpha-like. The coding region runs from base 87 to 590 and encodes 167 amino acids. The record is from RefSeq and is a predicted model, not a curated record. Gene Ontology annotation, cellular component: chromosome; RecQ family helicase-topoisomerase III complex; nucleus. Gene Ontology annotation, molecular function: DNA binding; DNA topoisomerase type I (single strand cut, ATP-independent) activity. Gene Ontology annotation, biological process: DNA topological change; DNA repair; DNA recombination. The transcript has 4 exons. NCBI's taxonomy places the organism in Eukaryota, Metazoa, Chordata, Mammalia, Primates, Cercopithecidae.
AUCUGUAUUACCUCAGAGUAACCAGCAAAUGGCUUCCAGGUACGGAUGCCACUCAUGCGGAGCACAUCGAGACCAUCAAAGCCCGGAUGUACGUGGGACUCACCCCAGACAAGCGGUUCCUCCCUGGGCACCUGGGCAUGGGACUCGUGGAAGGUUAUGAUUCCAUGGGCUAUGAAAUGUCUAAGCCUGACCUACGGGCUGAGCUGGAAGCUGAUCUGAAGCUGAUCUGUGAUGGCAAGAAGGACAAAUUUGUGGUUCUAAGGCAGCAAGUGCAGAAAUACAAGCAGGUUUUCAUCGAAGCAGUGGCUAAAGCAAAGAAAUUGGAUGAGGCCUUGGCCCAGUACUUUGGGAAUGGGACAGAGUUGGCCCAGCAAGAAGAGAUCUACCCAGCCACGCCAGAGCCCAUCAGGAAGUGCCCACAGUGCGACAAGGACAUGGUCCUCAAGAUCAAGAAGAACGGCGGGUUCUACCUCAGCUGCAUGGGUUUCCCGGAGUGUCGCUCGGCUCUGUGGCUUCCUGACUCGGUGCUAGAGGCCAGCAGGGACAGCAGUGUGUGUCCAGUUUGUCAGCCACAUCCUGUGUACAGGUGA